CACAUGCGCGACUCUCGCGUAUUUUGUACAGCGGCCUGCCACAUAUCAACAGGUCAGCUCGUACUCGAGCUGCAUCAGUUGCGCGUGUGCGAUCGGUACACCUACAUUUUCUUCUUCCUCUUCUUCUUCGAGCAGCAGCAGCGUCUUCGAGUCUCGCGGGCAGUGCGGCAGUCGGCACGCGCUCGGCCGCGCAGGAGCGAUAAGAUAACAACAAUUAACAUCGUACCUAAUAACGUGCAUAUCGCCUGCUGAGGGAGAGAGAAAUUUUAUUUUUGACACCGCGCCUAUCUCUCCUGGGAACAUAAGCAACGCGUGCCUCUCUCGCUUGCGCUUUUCCCCGUAAAAAAAGAGGUACUUAUAGAACGUUUUCGGAGCAGAGCUACAGCAGCGACAUUCCAUAGACAGAUAUACAUAUAUAUAUAUACACAUACCUAUACGUAUACAGCUGUCCGUUGUUUCAUAUAUACUCUCUCGCUGCUCUCGCGACUCGCGAGUGUAUAGCAAUCCAAUGCUGUUAUAUAUGUGCUUUAACGGUAAAGUGUGAAGUGAUGCAUCGCGUAUUUUCGGAAUCGCCCUCGCCAGCCUGACAGUCGCGCCAGAGGUAGGUUGGAGUAACGCGGAGUCGAGGGUCAACAUGUCGCGACGGUCGAGUCGGGGCAGCGACGUCUUCAGGGAGCGAGACGAGGACGAGCAGUCGAUCAUCGAUGUCUUCGAGUUCGACGACAUCGCCGAGGACAGAUGGUUGUGUUCCACGGGCACUUCGUCUAGGAGGAACAGUGUCGAAGCCAAGGUUCAGGAUAUAGAUGGCUGGUUACAUGCAGAUGUACAGGAAUCGGAUGCUGCACAGUCUGACAGUAAUUCACGGAGAUCCAUUGACACAAGGACCUUUACAAGAAUCAAAAGGCGGUCUCACAAUAGACUAAGUUUCGAUUCUGUGGAACAGUCCGUUUCUCCAGAAACCAGAUCGUUCUCUUUAUCGAAUGUUUGGAAAAAUCAACCGAUCCCUGAAUCUGCAACGCGAAAUGUUAACAAUAACAAUAACAAGGAACUGAAGGAGAGGAGGGACAGUAUACCAAUGAUGUUACGGCCAAAAACGAACCAAGUUCUUGCUGCUCUCCUAUCAGAAAGUCCCUCUUCGAUUAGUAGUCAAACCAGUAUGGAAGCUUUCAUGAAUAUGGCUUCCUCAAAAGAGGGUAUCAGUUCUUUAAUCAGUGAUAUGAGUGACCCAGAUGUCAGUCACUUCCUAAUGAACAUAUCUCAACCAUCACUUUUGUAUUCCUCUUUGAUAUCUGAUGGUAAAGGAGAUGAAAGUGUUCAUGCCGCAGCAGCAGCUUUUGACAGUUUUAUAGAUUCUCAGAUUUUAACUGACUCAAUGAUGGAGGCAAGUAUGUUCAAAGAAGCUCAGGACAGUACUAUGAUUGCCGAUUUCUUGAAGCAAAAUGAUUGCACUGUUCUUGAGGAUGAAACAUAUUGCAAAAGUCCUAGUGCUUUGGAUUUGAAUGACAAAACCUUUGUUAAUGAGAAUAUAGGGGAUAAGACAUAUAUUAAUAUAACUGAUAAGGAUCAAAAGAGUUCCAAUAGCACUUUUGUAACUGCUAGUGAAAAUUCAAAGACAAAUGAUACAUUUACAAGCUUUCCCUCGCCAAUAAGCGAAUUCAAAGGUAACAGUACAAAGAUUCUGUCACCCUUGAACUCAACAAAAAUAAUGGAAGCUUCCCCUAAUCCACUUAAUUCUACAAGAAAUCUUUCUUUUGACCAUGAUAUACCUGUAUUGCUUCAAAAGAAAGAUCUUGUGUCAACGACCAUUACUUUAGAUAGCGAAAAUAAGACUGAUCUUACAUUCGAACUAAAAGCGAAAUCGACGUCUCCGAUAAAAGAACGACUGAACGAGACGUUUCAAACUUCCAAUUUUGCUGCAAAACCGAUUCCUCGGCUGAGUGGAUCAUCUGGUAAUGGUGAUCCAUUAGAUUCAACAUUUAGCGCAGUUCCAAAUCUUCGAGCCGAAUUACUACAGGAAGUUCGGAGAAGUAGCAAUAAAUUCGACGCCACCUUUAACACACCUUUGCCAAAUACUGAGAAGAAAUUUGAUACCACUUACGAGCAUCCAAACUCAGCUGAAAAUAAAUUUGACGCUACUUACGAACGCCCGAAGCCAGCUGAACCAGUUAUUAAUGAUGAUGAGGAGGAGGUAGAAGAUCUUGAUGCCACAUAUGUACAGAUGCCACUAGCGCAUCAACCUGAAUCUCAAACUGUUAACAAACCAGUCGACGUGACUUACGAUUCUGCCCACUUCAACGCGAAGUUGAGUAAUGCGGCUGGACCGCGACGCAUAAGCUAUGCAAAACAGAAUCCUGCAGAAUCUCAAAUGCAUUCACAAGAUCCGAACCGGUUCAAUACUUUUAGAAAAGAUAGCAAGAUCGGUAGUCGUUUAUCAAAAGCAUCGCAGCCACUAGAGAACAAUUCGAAUAAACCGGUAACAGCGGCGCCUUUGCAGCCCCACGUACCCAGUGCAAAGAGUAAUGAAAAUCUCUAUCAACAAAGAUUUAACACUUUCUCGAAGAAAUCGAGUUUAUUAAAGAAUCACGUUCGAAAUGAAAUGAAUGAGGAAGAAAACAGACAAGACAGCACAUUCAUAAAGCCGUUGGAAAAGCUACCCGUACGGCAAAUACAGGCACCUCGUCAAUUAUCAAAACUGCCACAAAUGUUUCAAAAGUCAAAUCCGAAUCUCGGCUCGAACUUAAAGCCAUCCGGUAUAUUAACUUUAGAAGCUGACGUUACUUUUAAUAAAGGAUCCCAACCGAAUAUUUCAAGUAAUUCUCAUGCGUUAAGCAGAUUCAAGUCGGAACGUCUAUUGCCGAUGAAGCAUAAUGCAGAUUUCGGAUCAGGCAAUGGUACUAGUCGUUCAAUGGAAAGCAUUGAAAGCACAGCAAGCGCACAUAGUGCCCCCGAUCUUGACGAUAGGCUUAGUAUUUGUUCCGAUAGCAGCAGAGCAUCGUAUACAGUAAAGCCCAGGAAUCUCGAAGCACUCAAAAAACUGGCGAGUAUGGAAGAACAAGGAAGAUUAGGUGGUUCUACGCCUAAGGUCAAAGGGCGUCAAAUCCUUGAAAAUACGUGGAUAGAAGGAAAAGAUUUGCCGUCACCCAUCCUUAAGAAUGGAGCUGGAAGAACUUAUACAGAAAGUACAGAUAGUAGAAGCACAUCACCGACAGAUAGUGCAGAGUUCAAUGCAAAAACUAGUUCACCACUAACAAUAAGUCCGGCUAUUUCGGAUCAAGCAAUAAAUACAAUAGGUAACGAUGAUGGUGGAAUUGAAGCAGCAAAAGAAAAUAUUCAGGUGACAGAAAAUGUUAGAUCUAAGCAAAUUAAGGUACCCAAUUCAGUUUCUACCGGGACAAAUGCUACGAAACUACGAAGACCAAGUAAUUGGGCAGGUGCACCAAAUAAAGUAGGUAACGGUGCAUCAAGUGGAAUUCCCAGACCGGCCUCUCGAAUUCCCGGACCAAAGUUUACGAGAUCAAAUUUAAAAUGAUUCGACAACAAUGACUGAAUUAUAAAGAAAUUUAAAAGAUGAGAUACCAGUUACGUCGAUCAAGCAGUACAAAUUCAGCAGACUAUGGUGGUAAUUGAUGAAAAAUUUGGAAACCCAAAUAACUAUUUUUCUAAUUGAAGAGUUGUAAAUAGGUGAAACAAAGUGCGAUAAAAAACUUAUAUUUUGUAAUCCACAGCGGUUUGUGGUCGGUGCGUGAUCUUGGUAUUUUGUAUCUCUUAUUUUUAAAUGUUAAUACUGUUUGCCAUUAUUGAAAAGGAAAACCUACUAUCUUUUUUACGAAUAAUCAGACUGCCAUUUAUCACUCUGAUAAUGGAGUGCUUGUAUAAAAAUAACAAAUUAACUCGAUAAUUUGAUUUAUCACUAAAGCAUACGGUAUUUAUAAUCACCAAAAAUUGUUACUUAUUGUUACAUUAUUCUUUCUUUAUUAUAACAGAAUCAAAUUUAAAAACUGUAAGUAUAGUUCUAUUUCAUUUGUUUAGAAUUCACGAUUGUAUUCAAUACCAUUUUUCAAAGCCCAGUCUCUUAGUUUUUUAGUCGCUUAUUAACGAAUAUUCUUUUUAUAUAUUUUUUUUUUGUUAUUCGUGUUUAUCAUCACAAGGGAUAGAUAGUACAUAAAGACUGUAGGUAAAUAUUUUUGACAUUGGAAACCAAUGCUUUAAAUUAAAUAUACAUUGUAAUUAAAUAACGCUGUACACAAAUAUGUAAACAAAUUAAGGAUCCUGACUGAAAUCUAGGUAUAUUUAAGAAAAUUUGAUGCAUUUCAAUUUCUUUUUUUUUUAAUUUUCAGACUAAAAUAUAAUUUUUUUAAGUGGACUUCAGAAUAAUGAUUUUUUAUUUAAACUGAAAACAGGAUAAAUUAAUUAUGAGCACAACACACAACUAUAUGUGAAAUUUAUUUAUUAUU
Nasonia vitripennis (jewel wasp) is the source of this 4454-nucleotide messenger RNA. RefSeq lists its product as uncharacterized. NCBI's taxonomy places the organism in Eukaryota, Metazoa, Arthropoda, Insecta, Hymenoptera, Pteromalidae. Bases 635 to 3529 code for a protein of 964 amino acids. The record is from RefSeq and is a predicted model, not a curated record. The transcript has 8 exons.